This is a messenger RNA of Phragmites australis (common reed), 1553 nucleotides long. Its product is annotated as arabinosyltransferase RRA3-like. The record is from RefSeq and is a predicted model, not a curated record. The coding region runs from base 159 to 1424 and encodes 421 amino acids. The transcript has 2 exons. Gene Ontology annotation, biological process: root hair cell development. Gene Ontology annotation, molecular function: glycosyltransferase activity. NCBI's taxonomy places the organism in Eukaryota, Viridiplantae, Streptophyta, Magnoliopsida, Poales, Poaceae.
CAGAACAAAACCGAGCGUCACGCCUCGCCCAAACUUCUCCGGAAAGGCGACGAGAAAGGAAUCGCGGCCUCCACCCACCCAUUCCCAUCCACCUCCCCCCCCCCCCCUCGUCCCGAUCUCAUCUCGGUGGCGGCGGCGGCACCGCCGCGCCGAGGCAGAUGGCCGGCCGGCGGGAGACCCCCCUAAUGCGUGGCAGCGGGCAGCCGCUGUCGCGCGGGUCCCGGAUCGCCGCGGCGGUCGCGGUGGGCGUCGCGCUCGGCUGCCUCUGCGCGUUCCUCUACCCCGACGGCCUCCUCUCCCGCUCCCCCGACGCCGCCCUCCGUUGGCCUCACCGGAUUGAUUCAGUUGCUUGUGAUACAUCUGGGGAAGUUGCCAAGCUAAAGUCACAGCUAAUCUCAUUACAAAGAAAAAAUGCUGAAUUUAGGAAGAAGAUCAAUGAACUAUCAAUGAAGCUUCAGUUGGCUGGACAAGGGAAGGACAAGGUUCUGUAUAAGGCUGGUCUUUUUGGUACAGUGAAGGCUCUGAGAACAAACCCAACAGUUACUCCUGAUGAGUCCCUCAAUCCCAGAUUGGCCAAGAUAUUGGAACAGGUUGCUGUAAAGAAAGAACUAAUAGUCGCAUUGGCAAACUCUAACGUCAAAGAGAGCCUUGACAUGUGGUUUACUAACAUCAAACGAGUUGGGAUUUCAAAUUAUUUAGUCAUUGCUUUGGAUGACAGCAUAGAGAACUUCUGCAAGUCCAAGGAUAUCCCAGUUUACCGGCCGGAUCCUGAUGAAGGCAUUGACAGUAUUGGGAAGACUGGUGGAAACCAUGCUGUUUCUGGACUGAAGUUUCGCAUAUUGAGGGAAUUCUUGCAGCUUGGAUACAGUGUUCUACUCUCUGAUAUUGAUAUCAUUUUCUUCCAAAAUCCCUUUGAUCAUCUUUACAGAGAUUCUGAUGUAGAGUCUAUGAGUGAUGGCCACAACAAUAUGACAGCUUAUGGAUUCAAUGAUGUGUUUGAUGAGCCUUCAAUGGGCUGGGCAAGAUAUGCGCAUACAAUGCGUAUAUGGGUUUAUAAUUCUGGAUUCUUUUUCAUAAGGCCAACAAUUCCUUCAAUUGAGCUUUUGGAUAGGGUAGCUGGUCGCCUUUCUCGUGAACCCAAAUCGUGGGACCAAGCAGUUUUCAAUGAGGAGCUGUUUUUUCCCUCACAUCCUGGUUAUGAAGGUCUUCAUGCAUCCAAAAGAACCAUGGAUAUAUACCUCUUUAUGAACAGCAAAGUUCUCUUCAAGACUGUAAGGAAAGACACCCAACUGCGGAAGUUGAAGCCAGUGAUUGUGCAUUUGAACUACCAUCCUGAUAAGACGGAGCGCAUGAAGGCAGUUAUUGAGUUUUAUGUUAACGGGAAACAAAAUGCCCUAGACCGUUUCCCUGAUGGAUCAGGAUGAUAAACAGCAUCUUUUCUGGAACAGAAAAUGACCAUUUUUUGUAUCUAGUCGCCUUGAAACUCUGGAUGAAAGCACAUGUUGUCCAUACAGAAUGCAUUUUCAUUCUGAAUCCAGUAUGGUUGAAAUGUC